AUUUUUUAUAUGACUCUCUCAUACUUGUAUUUUCCUGUUACCGGAGUUGAUGAGACGACAUGAAUAACAUCAUCUGCAAACUGUGUCACAAUCGUAUCACUAAACUCUGGUUGAGGAAGGUCAUUCACAUAAAUGUUGAACAGAAGUGGACUGAGACAAGAACCUUGUGGGACACCAGCCGUCGGUAUAAAAGGCUCUGUCGACCUGCCAUGAAAGGUCCCAAUGAUGCCGUAUUUGUGAUGGAGGACCUGUAUAUGUCAAACAUGGUGGCUCGUAAGACGUAUAUAUACGACCGAAACAGUCAAAGGGUUAAUGCAGUAGCCUUCAUAACAGCUGCCAUGAGCCAGGCUCUUCAUUUCACCAGAAGCUCUCCACUAAGUGCUGACAUCCAGUGCCAUGAAGCUUACCAAGUGAUAGAUGUUCUGCAGAUAAGUGUCAGUGAAGACACUAGUUAACUUAAUCACAGUAUGAAGACAGUGUGUGUGAAAGGUGAUAGUAGUGUUUCACACUUCAUCCUGGCUACUACCUGCACUCUCACAACUCUCGAAGAUAUAACUUCACUUUAUUGAAAUAUUGCCAUGCACCAUUAUUGAAAUAUUGCCAUGCACCAUUAUUGCCCACUGAAAUAAGAAGUUAUUCAUCUGAAGAACUUCACAUGUAUUAUCAGUAUUUAGUGCAUUGAAGCUCACUCUGCAAAAAGAAUUGUUAUGUAAUAAAAAAUAAUAUACAAGAUUAUAGUGUUGUGUUUUGUUGGUGUUACAUAUAUUUAUGCUGGUAAUUCCAACAAGACACUUUUGGAGAGCAAUUUUUUAAAUUCUAUACAUAAGAUUAUGUAUACUCAGUGGCAACUUUAUUAGGUAUACCUGUGUGUCUGCUUGUCAGUGAAAAUAUCUAAUCACAGGGCAUCACCUCAUUUCCUAGUAGGAUGCAGACAUGGUAAACAGGUUCACUUGUUGUUCAGAGCAGACAGCAGCAUGGAGGAGCGGUGUGAUCUAAGUAACUUUGACCGUGGAAUGAUUGUUGGUGCCAGACAGAGUGGUUUGAGUGUCACAGAAACUGCUGAUCUCCUGGGAUUUUCAUGCUCAACAGUCUCUAGAGUUUACAGAGAAUGGUGUGAAAAACAAGAAACAUCCAGCGAGCAGCAGAUCUCUGGGCAAAAACGCUCUGUUAAAGAGAGAGCUCAGAAGAAAAUGUAAGUGAAUAAAAACUAUUUUACGGUUCCAUUAUGGUACACCAGAAUUAAAUACAUAUAUUUUAUAGGCUUGUAGAGGAGAUUACUUAUUAACUAUAAGCAGGAUCUUUUUGCAUCAUGUUGUUUAAAUGGAUUCUAGCAUUAAUUUUCUGAAUUUAAGUUGUUUAUAAAUUAUAUUUAAUCUAUAACAAGUUUGUUACAUUUUAAAUUGGUAGUAGCAGUUAAAUAGCUUUAUUGUUCACAUUUCUUAUUCAUCAUCAUCAUCAUAGAGUCAGCAUUUAGAAAGAUAAAGUUUGUUGAUGACAGUGAUUAAUUACCAAGCAUAUUUUCAGACACUCAGGACGUUGGUACCUGUGAGUUAUAUAUUAACACAAAAUGUAUAGAGGAGUACCAUUUCAGUUUUUGUGAAAUAUAGUGUAAACUUUUAUUUCCUUUAUUAAUGUUCAUAUCACAGUAUACUGAUAUAUUCAUAAAAAUUAUUUUUUCCAGUAACUAAUAUAUUCAUGCAACUGAUACAUUCGUGUAACUUGUAUAUUGAUACAGUAUAGUGAAGUUUAUUAAAGCAAUAAUGUUAGUGUAAACACAGUGUAAAAACUUAAUUUCAUUUUCAUUAGCGAUACUUUUCUCUAGAGAAGUCACAUGUGUUAUUUGUGUAUUAAGUCUUUUCUGAAAAUUCCUGUUUAAUACACCAGGUGAGAGUUCAUUAGUGGGUGCAACCACAUCAAUGUUUCUACACCAGGUGAGAGUUCACUAGUGGGUGCAACCAUAUCAAUGUUUCUACACCAGGCGAGUUCAUUAGUGGGUGCAACCAUAUCAAUGUUUCUACACCAGGUGAGUUCACUAGUGGGUGCAACCAUAUCAGUGUUUCUACACCAGGUGAGAGUUCACUAGUGGGUGCAACCAUAUCAAUGUUUCUACACCAGGUGAGUUCACUAGUGGGUGCAACCAUAUCAGUGUUUCUACACCAGGUGAGAGUUCACUAGUGGGUGCAACCAUAUCAAUGUCUCUACAAGACCUUCCUCGGACAGACUCGGAGACAACUUGCUUAAAAACAGAUUCACAAGAGAAAGCAAAUUAUCCUGCAGAAGAGAAACAUCAGUGUUCUCUGUGUUCUAAAGAGUUUUCACGUAAAUCAAAUCUCGUACGGCACUUGAAAACCCAUACAGAAGAGAGACCAUAUCGUUGUGUGGAGUGUCUAAAAGACUUUAAAAGGAAAUUGUAUCUGGAAAAACACAUUAAAGUACACAGGGGAGAGAAACCUCAUCGGUGUUUAGUGUGUUCAAAAGAAUUUUCACGUAAAUCACAUCUAGAUCAGCACAUGAGAGUUCACACAGGUGUGAAACCAUAUCAUUGUUCAGAGUGUCUCAAAGAAUUUGCUCAGCACUCAAACCUGUUGCAGCACAUGAGAAUUCAUACAGGAGAGAAACCACAUCAGUGUUCGGUGUGUUUUAAAGAUUUUGCAAAUAUAUCUGAUCUAAAAAGACACAUUAGAAUUCAUACUGGAGAGAAGCCUUAUCAAUGUCCAGUGUGUUUAAAAGCUUUUUCACAACAUUCCAUUCUAGUACUACACAAGAGGAUUCAUACAGGAGAAAAACCAUAUAAAUGUUCAGUGUGUCCCAAAGACUUUUCAGAUAAAUCAGUUCUAAAAGAGCAUAUUAGAGUUCAUACAGGAGAAAAACCUUAUCAGUGUUCUGAGUGUUGUAAAGAUUUUUCAAGGAAGUCAGGUUUAAACAAACAUAUCAGAGUUCAUGCAAAAGAGAAACCAUAUCAAUGUUCAGUGUGUUCAGCAGGAUUUUCACAUAAAUCAUAUCUGGUUAAACAUAUGGACGUUCAUUUAAAAGAGGAACCACAUCAGUGCUUAAAAGACUUUAGAUUUAACCACUUGUAGUAAAAUCUUUGAGUUUUCAUGUGAUAUAGUAAACAUAUAUGAUAGUACAUUAAGCUAGAGUUCAUUUAUAAUUUAAACCAAGUGAUUAUUUUAUGGACCCAACAACAACAAGUUAAAAGUUCUCAGGGCAGGUACCUUCAUUGCAUUUAUAGGUAACCCUUCAGCACUCGGGGUUUAGCAUUGUUUUGAUUGUGGAUAAUAAUAUAGGUAACCCUAUUUUUGGCACUUGAAAAGAGUAAUCACUUGAGGCGAGUCUUCCUUGCCUGUCCUUGGGGAGGAAGCUUGUGUUGCUUUUGUGACCCAGCAGGCAUUGUCAAUGGGUGUGUCCCUUCUGCUUCAGUCACUAGUGAGAGCCAGGCUAACUGUUCCCACUAAUAUAGUGCUUCCGAAUGGGCUGCCAAUUUCACCCACCAAUGGGGUGCCUCUUGGAGUCACCCAGUGUUUGGUGUCCACUUAGAAAUGUGUUGGGUUAAAGGAUCUGUACACUAUCUUGGGCAAACUGUGCCAUGGGGCUCAUUAAUGUAAUCAGGGCAGCUAUGCCAGUGCCCCCUCCCUUCCUCCCCAAAUAAAAAAGAUAAAUCAAGGAUGUGAAUAAAUCUUAGGACAUAGAAAGUAUACUUCACCAGUCAUAUCAGAGGCCUGUGUUAACCAACAGGUAUUCGUAUCGUUAUGCUUAGCGAUAAAACUAAUGAAAAACUGAACUUGAAUAUUAAACCAAAUGAUGCAAAAUUUUGGGACUUUGGUAAAAUGACAUAUUAAGAAAACUUGUUGGCAAAAUGUUCUCAACUGGUGACAUUAUAUUUUCCCCAACCAAGAGCCGACUGUACAAACACUAUAUAGGCUACUAAAUUGAACAAACACUGUAUAAGCUACUAAAUUGAACAAACACACUUUAUGGGCUACUAAAUUGAACAAACACACUAUAUGGGCUACUAAAUUGAACAAACACACUUUAUGGGCUACUAAAUUGAACAAACACGCUAUAUAGGCUACUAAAUUGAACAAACACACUAUA
This is a messenger RNA of Cherax quadricarinatus, 4095 nucleotides long. The record is from RefSeq and is a predicted model, not a curated record. NCBI's taxonomy places the organism in Eukaryota, Metazoa, Arthropoda, Malacostraca, Decapoda, Parastacidae.